This is a messenger RNA of Cynara cardunculus var. scolymus (artichoke), 654 nucleotides long. RefSeq names its product zinc finger MYM-type protein 1-like. The transcript has a single exon. Bases 1 to 654 code for a protein of 217 amino acids. Lineage: Eukaryota; Viridiplantae; Streptophyta; Magnoliopsida; Asterales; Asteraceae. The record is from RefSeq and is a predicted model, not a curated record.
AUGGUGUCUCCAAGUAUUCAAAAAUAUAUUGCUGCUUGUUUUGCAAAUCAAAUACUCAAAUCCAUUYGUAAAGAAGUUGGUGAUGAUGUGUUCUCAUUGCUAGUUGAUGAGUCUAGUGACGUUUCUAAGAAGGAACAAAUGGCGGUGGUUUUACAAUAUGUUGAUGUACGUGGUAUUGUUAAGGAGAGAUUUUUUGGUAUUGUUCAUGUGACGGGGACAUCUUCUUCAAUUCUUAAAUCUGCCAUUGAUACUUUAUUUGCUGAACAUGCAUUGAGUUUGAAACGAGUAAAAUGGCAAGGUUAUGAUGGAGCAAGCAAUAUGCGCGGUGAGUUCAAUGGAUUAAAGGCCUUGAUCUUGAAUAAAAAUAGCUCGGCAUAUUAUAUCCAUUGUUUUGCUCUCCAACUUCAAUUAGUUGUUGUAGCGGUUGCAAAUAAACAUGACAGAGUUGAGAACUUUUUUAAUAUGUUAGGAAUGGUGAUCAAUGUGGUGAAUGCUUCUUGCAAGCGUAAAGACAUGUUUCGACAAAGUUACAAAGAUAAAGUGCAAGAAACAAUUGGAAAGUGUGAAAUUGAAACUGGAACAGAGAAAUACCAAGAGCUUUCUCUUAUACAGCCAGAGAUACACGGUGGGGUUCUCAUUACAAAACCAUUUUGA